AUGGUGAACACCAGACGUGCUCGACGACCGUCACCUAUUCGACAUCCCUCAUCUACCCAGUCACCCUCUCAAAGAAGGUCCUCGGCCUCCAGACAUGUCGACGAUCAGCUGCGUCAUGGUCCAGUGAUGUCCUCUCGACACGAUCACGUGCUCGAGUCGAUCCAUGCCAGCGACCUGCAGCCUCAUGGAGAAGUCGAGAGACCUUUGCCCGUCACACAGGAAGACUUAAGGAGACUGGCUGAACAAUUCAACGACACUUUAGAGCGCAUCCUCAGUGUCGCCGUGUUGAACCUCCGGGAUGGUAAUGAAGGUCCAUCUCGACCCAGAGGACAACCAAGGUCAUCGGUGGAGGUCCUAGCCCAGCGGGAGACAAGAUCAUGCAUCCAGCCCACCAGAAGCACGCUCUCUACGAGAGGCCCUCCUUGGUCCGAAAGAGACCCUGAACUACCACUGAAUCCUCCUCGACACACAGGGGGACAUCGAACAUCGAGAAGCCUCCCCCCGCCACCCCAGAGGCAUGGCCGAAGCGAUGCUCGAAAUAUGAUUGUCCAACGAAGACUCAGGAGAGGUGAGCUUGACGCCCGCGAAAUCAUCAACUCUCGAAGAAGCGAGGGGAGACAGGGAGAUGUCGGGGGGGGGGGGGAGGUCUCUGCUCACUCUCAACAUGAGAGUUCAAGAAGAUCCCUUGAUUAUCCUCGACACUCCCUCACCCCAGUGGAACCCCCAAGAUCUCAACACGGAUCCUCUCGAGAACGAGAUCAAGAAGAAAACUCAAUCACAUCUGGAAGAAGAGCGGAUAGACACACCCAAACAGGGAGAGAACCUCCUCGGACCGGGAGACGGGAACCAACCCCCCUCGAGAUAAGGUGCAGCUCGGCAACCUCAGCUUCCUAA
Messenger RNA from Spinacia oleracea (spinach), 894 nucleotides. RefSeq lists its product as uncharacterized. NCBI's taxonomy places the organism in Eukaryota, Viridiplantae, Streptophyta, Magnoliopsida, Caryophyllales, Amaranthaceae. The transcript has a single exon. The record is from RefSeq and is a predicted model, not a curated record. The coding region runs from base 1 to 894 and encodes 297 amino acids.